Petromyzon marinus (sea lamprey) is the source of this 7292-nucleotide messenger RNA. RefSeq lists its product as uncharacterized. Gene Ontology annotation, cellular component: cytoplasm. Gene Ontology annotation, molecular function: protein kinase inhibitor activity. The record is from RefSeq and is a predicted model, not a curated record. Gene Ontology annotation, biological process: intracellular signal transduction. Lineage: Eukaryota; Metazoa; Chordata; Hyperoartia; Petromyzontiformes; Petromyzontidae.
GGUGACGUCUUCGCCUGCGUGAUGACGCCGUCCCUCCCGGCGCGUGCGCGCUGACGUACCCAAAUCGCGGCUUGUCAAGUUUUGUUGUGGGAACUGCAACAUUUUUUUUGUUUACGCAUUCAAGCACUGGCACACGAACCAAAACACCCGGCAGAGUUCCCAAACUCUCAUUCUCCCGGGAAUUUCUCGGCGCCCCGGGCUUUUCUCAAAGGCGCGGAAACCAAAUGACACCGGCCGUUCCGCCAGCCGCGGCCCCGCGUUCGGCAGCCGGCUCCCUCCUAGGCCUUUAGCCGAGGGCCUCGCCCGCCGCCUCGACCUCGCCUGGAUUCCCCGCGGGAACUGGGUGAUCCCGGCUCGGUCGAGACCCUCGGGUCCGCAAGGUGCGGGAUAGGCAUGGCGUGAGGCGGGGGUGAAGGUGUGGCAAAGGCGGGCGAAGCGAGGCGAUGGCUACUGCCUCCUCCUCUUCUGCUGCUGCUGCUGUCUCCGCAGCAGAGGCGGAGCGAGGAGCCGCGGACGGUCUGGACCCCAGGAUCAAGGAGGAACUGGAGAAAUUAAACCAAGCAAGUGAAGAAAUCAAUGAGCUGGAAGUGAAACUCACAGCGACCAGAGCUGAGUACUGCAGGGUCCUGUCUGAAUCGGCAAAGAAGCUAAAUGUGUGCGCAACGAAGUUGGGCAGCUGUGUGGAGCGGGCACGGCCUUAUUAUGAAGCCAGACGGCAAGCCAAAGAGGCCCAGGCGGAGGCACAGCGCGCUGCACUGCGGUACGAGCGUGCCGUCAGCAUGCACGCCGCCGCCAGGGAGAUGGUGUGCGUGGCCGAGCAGGGCCUGGCCUGCAGGGGCGGCACCCUCGAUCCAGCCUGGCAAGAGAUGCUCAAUCAUGCCACCAUAAAGGUGAAUGAUGCAGAGGCCGACCGCCUGCACAGUGAGAGGGAACACCAAAGCCGGGCGCUCCGCUCCCAGAAUGCCGAGCGGCACCUGCAGCAGCUGGCAUCGUCGCUGCGCCGCGUGGUGAUGAAGUCGCGCCCGUACUUCACUCUCAAGGCCACGCUGGGAGCUCAGCUCGAGGAGAACAAAUCCAACGUGACGUCGCUCGAAAAGAAGGCCCGCGAUGCCAAAGCUCGCUAUGCAGCCGCCCUGCGGAGCCUCGAGAAGAUCAGUGAGGAGAUGCAUAAAGAACGGCAGCUUCGGCCCCAGCAGCAGCGGAAGCAGCCGUCGCCGCAGCCCGGCCAGCUGCCGACCAAGCAACAGGAACCCGAUCAAGAGAACCAGCAAAUCAAACAACAACACAGGCAUCAAGAGCUGCCAAAUGACCUUCAAAUUCACAGAGGAGAGUGUGCACCACAGACGCAGAGCCGGCAGCAAACGCAGUCACGGCAAUCCAGCAAUAAGGAAGCAGGAAGUUCUGGCGAUGGAACUGCAUCCCCGGAGUGGGAUUCCCAUGAUCCCCUGGGUGUGGCUCCGCUCUCCGCCGUUCCCACCAUCAAGCUGAGCCGCGCGGAGACCGGCGCCACCUCGGAGUCCGGUUCGGAUGAGGAUCUCAUUGAGGCGGUGCAAGUGAGCGUGCCGACACUCACCUGCGUUCCAGAGCUCGAUGCCGUGGGCGAAUUUUACUUGCCGGAAGAUGAGGUGGAGGAAGAGGAGGCGGAGGAGGAGGAGAAGAACGUUGUGCAGUGGGAUGGUCUGCCACCACGGCAGGGCAGGAAGCACCCAGAGCGAAGUGUACGCGAUGUCUUGGGGGCGGAGGGCCAGGCCAUGCCCCCGCGAUUCCGGGACGGAUCGGAAGGUGGCACGACCCGCUCCCUAGCGGCGCUCAACGCCCUCCGCUCCGACGCUGACCUGGAAUUCGCGCUGAGCUUCCAUGCCGCGGAAUCGGAGCUGGCGCUGCCACCGGACGCAUGGCCCGAGCCGGACGGCGACUCGUUGUCGCUGGGAAGCCUGCGAAGCUUCGCAUCCGACCUGCAGAAGUGCGACUCGGUGGAUCACCUGGCCGGGCUGGCCGACACCCUGAGUCUGUGUGGGAGCGACGGAGCAGCCGGGCCGAGGGCAGGAAGUGAGGGGCGAAGAGGGACAGCGACGGCGGUGUCGACGGAGGCAGAGGCACAGGCGGCCGCGGCCGCAGGGGGCUCGGCGCUCUGGGUGCGAGGGAGCAGUAAGCAGCACCAGCGCAGCAUCAGCAUGUGACUACGGUGGUCGGUGUCUCGAGCAGUACAGGCAAUUGACCCUGGAGUGUGAGCGUGUGAGUCAGUAAGGGGGGUUACCUAUCAAGACAACAAGUGUAUCCGUGUUCAAAUGAGUGUGGCGUGCCACUCCUUCUCCAUUGGCUCUUCAUUGCUGAUUGUGGAAAUGCUGCAUUCCUUUGUCAGCCCAGUCUCUGCAUAAGGUGACCGCUGAUGACUUCCCACACACAAGUGCUCAGCUUAUUGGCCCAGGAGCCAUGGUAAGGGCAGUGUGCUCAGUUGGCCCUGGGCAGCUAGAAUUUGAACUUUGCAACAUUUUGAUUGAUAAAUUGAAUGCUCUGGAACAAGCACAACCAGGCUGGAUAUGUAGAGAGAUUAUUAUUGAAUAAAAAUACCAAAUUACUGAGCAAUGCGGCAGUGCUUAUCUCCUUCAUUGGUGCGCCUGAGUCGGGGUGGAAACUUUACUUUUUUGCCACAGGAUUUAAUCUCGAGCUUUCCACAAAGUGCCCACCCACCUCAAGCAACCCUGAUAGGAUGAAGGACUUUCUAAAAGAGAAAAGUAUCUAGGCCUUGAACUGGCUGCCUGUCUGCCCCUCUUGAAAUUUAAGCUCGAGUGGAAGAAGGGGAGAAGGAAUGUAGAGGGAGGAGUUAGCAGUGGCGAUGACUUGGGGAGGGGCGGGAGGGCGUUCCAGACAGUGCAGCACUAAUCAUCUGCCCGCUCGUUUGAGCACUGGGACACUUGUAUUGAACGCAUGUGGGACGACGGCCUGAGUUGCAAAAUCAAAAUGUGCGUGUGUGUGUCUACGUGAAAACGAGCCCUUUUUGAGUUGUCCUCUGCUUUACUUAACGCUGACCCCCUAUAUCACGUGCACUCCAAUAACACUACUGAUAAGCAUUUAAUGCUCUGUGCGCAACCAACAUUGUAACGCUAUUCGUAUCGCCUGCUUGACGGCUAAGAACGAAUGGCAAGUCGUACGAUUUAAAUAACGGGUCACUGCUGUCAUCCAUCAAGUAUCGGGUGUCUGAAAGAGUUAUUAUUUGGAUUUUGCUGGUGUGCAAUGCCACUUCUAGGCGUCUGGGGGUAUGUGGGUUAUAUGUCUGUGUCCGCGUAUGCAUGAAAAUUUAUUGUACAGCACUGGAAUUUGAUAUGAAGCAAGCUUGGCAGCUUGAAUGUUUAAAUAUAACUUAUUUUUUGUAAGCUAUUUUUUUAUAUUAUAUCAAACGUAUAGUGAACGAUUAUUUAGGCUUAAUUUAAUAACCUACUAAGUGGCGUUUUGUUAUGCAUUUCACAUAUUCAACUUGGCACCUGUGAAUAUUCGAAAAUCUUAUCGAGUUGACUGAGAUGGCGCGGAAUACUCAGUGGUUGUCGUACAGCCACUGAGGUGGCACUACUGAAAUCCAGAGUUUUAACUCGGGUUCGAGAGUCUCACCUGUGAAUUAAAUGGGCAUUCUCAAUUCUAGAGAGGUGAUGAGGCUCAAUCUGAUCAAUAAAUACUGCAGAAAAAUCAAACUCAAUAAAUGCGGUCUAUGGUCAAUUCAGCCGAGCUCUGAUUAAAAUCUGUGAAGGUAUGGGACUGACUGCUACGUGGCAAAGCACUCUUUGCACCAUAGUGUAAAAGAGGAGAAAUCUAGCUUUGAGUGGCAGAGGGCUGAUUGAAGUGGUUCAGUUCUAUCUCUCCGAGGGCUGUUCUGUGACGUGAUCUUCUGCCGGCUAUUUGAAUUGCAGAAGAAAGCUUAUUUUGUAUCGUGCCAUUACUGUGAUACGUAGUCCUAAAAAAAGACAUUGUUUCGUAAGUGGAGCGAGUUGUACAUAGGACAUGAUCAGUCUUAACUGAAGGUACACUCUACUAUGCGUUUCACAUUACAGCCAUCGCCACCCGUGUUGAGAGUGAACUUUGCCUGGACACAUUGCCUUAACCAGAGUGUAUGGCGCUGUGUGUGUACGUUGCUUGGUCUCUCGUGUGGGUAUGAACAACACCAGCGUUACUAGAGCCAACUGAUAUUGAGUAGCAGAAAAUGUAUAGCAUAACUUUAACUGAUGCUGCCCCCCCUCCCCCGCGUAAUGACCAGCACACUGGACUUGCAAUCCAGAGGUUACCUAUUCGAUCUCGCACUGCUGUUAAACAGAGGGCAGGUUUCUUAAACCGUCCUCCAUCCCCCCCCCGGCUCUGUCCACCCAGCAGUAUAAAUUGGUACACCACAUUUGAUCGUUAGGUCACGUGUGGUGGGUAAAGCUUGGGUAUUCCCACCUCUUCCAAGACGUCUGGUCAGUGUGGAAGAGUAGGAUAAAAAAAAAUACCAUAUAGGGGGACUUUAGAGCUGCCCUUAGAGGAGUCGCUUCUACCAGCAGUGGUGUGAGCAAGAUAUUGCAACAUAAAAAUGUAAUUGAAUACUCAAAAUCAAAAUAGGUUUUUAAAUGUCAAAGUGUCUCUGCUCAAACUAACGUGACGUGACACUCGUCUCUGUCGUAUGUAUGUUGAAUUUUAUUUUGCACCGUAUGUAGCCAAGCGUGAUAUUGGUGGCCCUCGGCCAGCAAUGGAAAUCCGACAUUGUUAGCCUGCCACAAAUUAGUACACAAGCAUUGUUAGCCUGCCACAAAUUGAUACACACAGACAGACGAUGGGCUGAGUUGAACUGCUCUCUGACCGUUGAAAUUAAAACCUUCCAACAGCUCUAGACAAGGUGGUGCCUGGGUUUGUUACUAAAAUAGCUGCGAUUAACACAAGGGUGGUUUAAAUAUAUAUUUAUUUUUUACUUGCGUUGAAUGUAGUUUAUUGUGAGUUCAAAUAGCUGUGCGCACUUUUACAUGAUAGGUAAUACGUGGUUUGUGCUUUAUGUUUUGGACAGAAAAAUGUAGAAAGUUUAACUUAAAUAUAAUUGUAUUUUUUACGUGGCUGUCAAAACCUGGCAUGACCGAACUACUGAUUCAUUAAUCUUAGGCACUGUGCACUCUUUGGUAAUCAUGCAUUGCUGUAAUCAGAUUCAUUUUGCUCAGCUUGUACUGAUUACUUAUGAAGAUGACUCUCAGUUACAAAUAAUUGAAAGGUAGUUAAAAGUAAUUGGGUUAAUAAAAUCCAUAAAUGACGAUAAAGCCCCGCCAUCGUAACAGGACUAAGCUGGAAAACUACGAGUUUCAAAUAUCACACGCACAGACACGUGUUACUCAGCGCACGUGUACUCGGUACACGAGUGCGUUAAGCAAAAAAACAAUCGGAAUUUCCUGCAGUAAUACAUUGCGGUCCUCUUAUCCUCGGUCAAAAUAAAUGCGAGUACACGUGACCGGGCUGACUUAAUUUAUCCAUUAUUAUCUUUGUUACGCGCGCACAAAUUGAGCCUGAAACUAUGUAUAUAAUGUAUGUUGAACUUCUUUUGCACCGUGCUUAGCCAACGGUGCUAAUCGGAAUGUGUGAGAGUACAUCCCGUGGUCACAUUUAACCGUGGGAGGUGGAGACGUACAUGGUUUCCACGGGCAGACUUCGCAGCAGUGAGCAUUUGUGACGACUGUACCGAUGAGUCCGAAAAUGACGGAACAGGUCGACAAUGCAAGGACGGCAGCGGUCGACUGCACACAGAAUCCACCACAGGCUGAAAUGUAAUUAGAGUGCUGUUAGGUUGACAUUAAGGACAACGUAUUUGAAUUAAACAAGUUUAUUAUUAUAAAAUAUCAAAGUAUGGACGCUGUGUUUAUUUGAAAAUGCUAAAUAUUGGAUUAUUGUUACAUUGCUUUUAAAACAUGGAGCAAUCAGUUGACAGACUGAUUAUAUUGCUUAAGCCCCAAUCCCGCACCUCUUAAUUCUGACCAAUAUACAUCCGGUUAAUAUAUACACUGCGGAAAUCAAAACACAUUGUACAACGUAAAUCAAUCACUGUCGCUGCAACUAAUAAUAUAAAAUGUGUGUGUGGGGCUAUGGCGACAAAUGAAUACUAACGGACUACGUAAUCAACCGUGAUGCUUAUGCACUGUCAGCAAGGUAGCGCCUUCUCAAGUGACAGCAUUAAACAUUUAUAGAGAGGGCAUUGACGCGGCAGUCAAAAGCUAUGUCGUGUGUGACCAUAGUGCUCAACGCCAGCGCACACUUUUUAAAGGCCCCCCCCCCUCGCACACCAUACAGGUGUUCUUCUUUAGGCGUAGUCACUCCCAGUGACUUCGUGUAUGCCCCGUAGCACAGGUGGUGCCGUAUAGCCGGUGGUCUUUUAAAAAGCAGAUAAAAAUGGAACCGUUACGUUUGUGAACAUCACUAAAUUUAACGUCAGUCUUUUGCUGCUCUUAGCAAUUGUUGCAUGGUGGCUGCCAUGAUAUGUGGCCGGGUCCCUGCAUUGAUUUAAUCACUCUUGAUUUAUGCUACUGUUGGAUGUACACGUACAGUCAUUUGUCAGUCCACUGCUGGAUGAAGGCCUCCCCACACUUCAAGCUGUAAGGGGGGGGGCAUUAUAUAUAACUUUACGUCUACUACCACCACGCUGGGCCAUGUAUGUUGACGGAAAUGGGGAGCAUAGACGAGGGAACAUAGACGUGCAGUACAACAUUGCAUUCUGUUGCGCCACGGUCUACUGACCACCAUGUAGCACAGCUCCGCAUCCACCAAUGACAGCCUGGCAAGCGUGGGUGGUUGUCUAUCCGAGUAUUAUCUUUGAUCAAAUCCUGCUUAGCUUCUGAGAUGUGACAAUUGGGCGCAUUUUCGUCACAUGCUGUUAGGGUCGAUGGACCUACCGGCAUUGCACCACGUCGAAUGGGCAGGCAUUCAGCCACACUAACGACUUUGAGCCUGUGCAUCGUUUGGUUGAAAGUUUGUUUCGAGUCGUGCUAAGCCUGGAACUUUAAAUGUGUAAAUUGUUCGCAUUUCUUUGCACCGAUGUUGGACGAGUGUCCGCAAACACUUAAUGUUCAAAAUAAGACUACUGAAGUUGGUGUCUGCUACUGGGCUAUGGCGAUCAAGUGUGACUGCACGUGCGCUUGAUGUACAAUGACAUGCGUGUACGUGUGUAUGAUCAUACGUAAAGUGAAUGUAUGCAAACGUGUUGUGCAUCUACGUGUAGUGAGUUUACCCGAAAUGUAUGACAAAGUACAUCAUGCGUAUGCACAAUAGAACAAUAAAGAAUGUUGUUGCAUUUUUUA